Messenger RNA from Xylona heveae TC161, 3621 nucleotides. RefSeq lists its product as hypothetical. The record is from RefSeq and is a predicted model, not a curated record. The coding region runs from base 364 to 3348 and encodes 994 amino acids. Gene Ontology annotation, cellular component: intracellular membrane-bounded organelle; cytoplasm; vesicle. The transcript is spliced from 2 exons. Lineage: Eukaryota; Fungi; Ascomycota; Xylonomycetes; Xylonales; Xylonaceae. Gene Ontology annotation, biological process: clathrin-dependent endocytosis; clathrin coat disassembly. Gene Ontology annotation, molecular function: clathrin binding.
GCGGUCUUGUGGACAAUAAGACAACAUCAAAAAGAGGCAAAUUCAUUUCGCAUCUUGUCCUUCUAUUCUCCUUGCAGUAAUGAUCUAAUUCGAGCAGUAAGGUUUGCGUGUCUUGAAAAGCAUUCUGCAUCUUUGGCAUAAAUGGACUGCCGUUGUCCUUCGGCGUCCAACGUCAGAGCCCAAAGGUGUACAGGACUAUGAUUGUCAACAUCAUUUAAUUCCAAUCCAAGGGCGCAUUUGCACCGUCUCUAUUUGAGUCAUGUCGAGCUGACCUAUCGUAUUUAUCACUAUAAUUCAAUCAUUUACAUCCAUGAUAGACCAAAUCUCUUUUUCCUAUUGACCGUACCCCCAAUUGUUUCAAUAAUGGACGAUCUUGCGGGCCUUAGUUGGAAGGCCGGCUCAUUGAAUGAUUCCAACAAGCCCAACACGACCAAUUUUGGAGCUCUGUAUGGCGUCAGCAGACCAACCCCGCCUCCUGCUAUGUCGGGUAGAUCGACUCCCUUGUCAAACUUAGCUUCCGGUAGUCGAACUGGCCUUUCUACCGGCACCGCUUCCUCUACAAAGUCAAAUACUCCUGUCAACGACAGCUUCUCGAACUUAGUAUCCUUUGGCCGAUCGAAGUCUCCCAAUAAUCUUUCUUUGCAGGAGCGACAAAAGCGUCUGCAGGAACAAAAGGCAAAGGAUGAUGCAGAGCAGAGGAAGCUUUAUGAUGCUCACUUCGGGGUCGAUAAUCAAUUCUGGAGUACUCUGGAGAGCGGAAAAGGGACACCAACGUCAACUGCAGCCUCGAUCCACACGCCGCCAGCAUCAUCUGGGACACCUCUCUCAGCCGCAAAUAUACCAUCUUUGACACAGAUGCCGCUGGCAACACUCAACGGGGACAAGCGGGAGACAAUCCAUUCAGCCGCUGCUGAUGGUGAUUUGCUUGCGGCUUUUUCCUCCGCUGCUCCUGUUGACGCAUCAAGUCAUUUUCCCCCUCCGCCUGAAACCUCUGCAAGUCCUGCAGACGCAUCAAUUAGUCGAGCCUCGCCUGGCCAGGCUGAGUGGUCUGCCCAUUCUAAUCUACUCAACGCCGACGAUGAUGACCCUUUUGGUUUAGGUCAUCCCACAAGGCAGGAGCGCCAAACAGCGGCAACACCUGUCCAGGCAGGUGGCGGUAAUGACGAUGAUGAUGUCUUGGGGCUACUCGGAAAACCGGUUUCCGAGCUAGUUCCACCAAAGAAACAAAGCCCGCCACCGGUACGUGAGGAGGAAGAGCAUGAAGGCGAGCCGCCGCUGCCAGCAAGUGGGCUGGAUAGAGAGGUAGCAGAGCUUGUCGAUAUGGGUUUCCCAGCCAAAAAGGCAAGACAGGCCGUUGAAGCGACAGGUAAUGACAUACAAUCGGCUGUAGGCUGGCUUCUGAACAAGGCACAUGAGGAGGCACGACAGAAGACUCUUCAAAAGCCAGAGUCACGGACCCGUUCUGCAAGGCAGGAUAAUCGCUCUACAGAAAGAGAGACGGAUGUUGAACGAAGACAUAGGGAUGGACGGGAGACUGCGUCCAUGCCCGCCUGGAUGAAACCCGAACGCCGGGGCAGCCCGGCGCAACGAGUCUCUGGGGACAACACCCCCGGCGAAAGUGAUAAAGAUAUUGCGCAAUACGCAUCAGAGAUUGGUGUGAGUCUUUUCAAAUCUGCCAAUACACUAUGGAAAACUGGCCAAAGAAGGGUACAAGCGGCCGUUGCAGAUUUCCAUCAUGAGACGGAUCCGAGCCAGCCAAAAUGGAUGAGAGACGCACAAAUAGAAGCCCAAAUGCAUAAGAAAGUACCUUCUCGUCACCAGGGCCAAAGAGAGCAUUCUAGUCGUGCAGACAAUGGCAAGCCGGACGGUUUACCACCUCGGCCGAACCCUGUCUUGCAGAAAAACAUGACUGACGAGGCUUUAAUGCUGGAAUCGGGUGAUUCGAGGCCUCAAAGCAGAACAAACGCUCCAUAUACCCGACGUGCUGAGGCUAGAUCGGCUUCUCCAAGCUUGGAGCAUGAAACAAAAGCACCUGCAGCUCGGGACGUACGCUCCGAACCGCUACCGUCGCAGCCACGAUUUCUACAACAACGCCAGGAGCGGCGACCGGCUUCAAAACUUAGCCGCCAAGCUGUAGAAGAACAAUCAGCGCAGGCAUAUAUUAGCCCGGCCAGACGCAGGAAAGCCGCGCCAAAAGUCGAGGCUGAGGAGCCGGAUCUUCUCGGCAGUGGUGGUGCCAGAUCCAAAGCUUCCGCACCAACCGCCACCCCACCCCCGCUUCAGUCCAAUAAUCCAUUCCUACAAAAGAGCACUGCUGGCACUACAGCAUCUUCGUCAAGUUCUACUCGAACCUCCACACCUCUUCCCACUCGGCCCAAAGCACUACCUCGCCAAAUCCCCCAGAUCUCUCCGCAGGUAAUCUCAGAUUCAGCAGCUCAUCGUGGAAAAGGCACCGACGCAUUCAAGCGUGGAGAUUAUGCAUUAGCUCAUGAGUCCUAUUCUCGAGCUUUAUCACCUCUUCCUCAGACUCAUCCUAUCGCGAUUAUUGUUCUUUGUAAUCGUGCCCUGACUAAUCUCAAGAUUGGCGAUCCGAAAGCCUCCGUGGCCGAUGCAGAUCUGGCUCUAUCCAUUAUCGGAGUAUCUCGCGGUGCGGGCGAGACAAUCGAUCUUGGCAAUGGUGAAGCCCAUAAGGACAUGGCAGAAUUUUAUGGCAAGGCCCUCAUGCGCAAAGCUGAGGCGCUGGAGCAGAUGGAGCGAUGGAAGGAAGCAGGAAGUAUUUGGCGGGAAGCAGUUGCAGUUGGUGUUGGAGGCGCUACUAGCAUCCAGGGCCGAAACAGAUGCGACAAGGCCCUUGGGGGUGAUGCCGGUUCCUCGAGAUCGUCUUCGAGACCAUCUGCUCCAGCUGUAGCCCCCAGGCGGGCCGCGGCAUCAAGCGCGGGAACUCCUGUCGCACGCCCUUCAACGUUACCUGCGAAACCUAGCGCAGCAGUCAAUCUGCUGCGCGCUGCCAAUGCAGCUGCUGAAAAGGCUGACGAUGAGAAAUUUGCCCUGGCCGAUCAAGUCGAGGCUCGGAUAUUAGCUUGGCGAGGAGGGAAGCAGGACAAUCUCCGCGCACUAAUUGGCAGUCUCGACACAGUUCUCUGGCCAGAAGCGGGUUGGAAAAAGGUCGGAAUGCACGAGCUUGUUAUGCCUAACAAAGUCAAGAUUGCUUACAUGAAAGGCAUUGCCAAGGUUCAUCCUGACAAGCUCUCCACAUCCGCUACGACCGAGCAAAGAAUGAUCAGCGCGGCAGUAUUCAGCACACUAAACGAAGCAUGGGACAAGUUCAAGAAAGAAAAUAACCUUUAGACGUAUUGUUUAAAAUGGGCUCCACUACAUUUUGCCUUGAGAAAUAUCUUGCUCUUUACGCGCCGUAAAAUUAUGGUCAAGUCUUGCAUUUUUGGCGUCAUUUCUUUCUUUUUACGUCAUCAUCCAUUAUCCUUUAAACUUACUGUAUGCUACGAUUUUUACGAUUCUGAGACAAGCUACGUUGAGCAAAAUUUUGGAUCCAUCAGCAAUAUCAUUUAUGGCAUCCCUAAAGGCAUGCCAAUUCAUUUGUCCAUUACGCAAAACGAUCACGGG